Messenger RNA from Kockovaella imperatae, 2718 nucleotides. RefSeq names its product kinase-like domain-containing protein. Gene Ontology annotation, biological process: peptidyl-threonine phosphorylation; peptidyl-serine phosphorylation. Lineage: Eukaryota; Fungi; Basidiomycota; Tremellomycetes; Tremellales; Cuniculitremaceae. Gene Ontology annotation, cellular component: nucleus; cytoplasm. The record is from RefSeq and is a predicted model, not a curated record. The transcript is spliced from 8 exons. Bases 1 to 2718 code for a protein of 905 amino acids. Gene Ontology annotation, molecular function: ATP binding; protein serine/threonine kinase activity; protein tyrosine kinase activity.
AUGGGUCCGCCGAGGGGCCUGCCAUCGCGAUCAAGGAGCGGAGGCGCGACCUCGAGGACGGGUCUGAGAGAGGUCUCAGGUGCUCAAGAUUUGAGGCCAGUUCUUAACGUGCAUUCUGCUGGACGGCGGGCGGAUCCCGAUGCACCGGGAAAGUAUCUUAGUUCACUCAAAUGCUUGACGUCGGCCCUGCCUCAGACCUAUGCCCUCUGCAACCCCUCAUUCCGAUACGAGUCAUCUGAUAAUCCACGUCGAGUCCUCACCAAGCCAAGCAAGCCAGCUCAUAACGAUGGUGCGGACAAUGAGGACUGGGAUUACAUACUCUAUGUAAAUGAUGUGUUGGGCGGCGAAAGUGGUGGCGAUCGAUAUCUCAUUCUCGACGUUUUGGGCCAAGGCACAUUUGGUCAAGUCGUCAAGUGUCAGAACAUGCGAAAUCAUGAGAUCAUGGCUGUCAAGGUGGUCAAGAACAAGCCAGCGUAUCUAAAUCAAUCGAAAAUGGAGGUCGCCAUUCUUGAGCUGCUCAAUACUCAAUGGGAUCCGCAAGAUCAGCACCACAUCCUCCGAAUGGUCGAGCAUUUCACGCAUAAGAAUCACCUGUGCCUAGUCUUCGAAUGCCUCUCGUCCAAUCUCUACGAGCUCAUCAAGCAGAACCAAUUUAAGGGCUUGAGCACGCAGCUGGUAAAGGUGUUUACUCAGCAGCUUUUGGACUGUCUCUCGGUACUCAAGGACGCGAGAUUGAUACAUUGCGACCUCAAGCCGGAGAACAUUCUCCUGAAAUCAUUGCAAUCACCGCAAGUCAAGGUCAUCGACUUUGGCAGUGCCUGUCACGAAAUGGCCACCGUAUAUACCUAUAUCCAGUCUCGUUUUUAUCGGUCCCCAGAGGUCUUGCUUGGUCUGCCAUACUCGGCUUCAAUCGACAUGUGGUCUUUGGGCUGUAUCGUGGUAGAGCUGUUCCUUGGUCUCCCCCUUUUCCCGGGAACCAGCGAGUAUAAUCAGGUCUCGCGCAUUGUGGAUAUGCUGGGCAAUCCACCCGGACAUUUGCUCGAGGUUGGCAAGCAGACGCACGAGUUCUUCAACUACACCGGUACCGAUGCGUUUGGCAAGAAGCAGUAUGUCCUCAAAUCGAUGGACCAAUAUGCAACCGAGCAUCGGACUAAGGAGCAGCCGAGCAAGCAGUACUUCAAACAGACAAAGCUACAAGAUAUCAUUCUCGAAUACCCCUUUGCGAAAAAGAAUCCGAAACAGAGUGACAUUGACAAGGAAAUGGCAAAUCGCCGGGCAUUCAUUGAUUUUGUCGAGGGCCUCCUCAAUCUUGACCCAAUACAGCGAUGGUCGCCUCAGCAAGCUGCAAAACACCCCUUCAUCACGGGAGAGAAAUUUACGGGACCUUUCCAGCCCCCUCUCGUGCCUGGGUCUCGCAAGAGCAGCAGUGUCGCUCCUCCCACCCCGGCAGAACCCACUCCACAGACGACGACACCGUCGAAAAAGUAUGGCGGUCUCGUGCAGAGUCCGUCAUCUGGACGAGGAGGCCAGCGGGUCUAUUCCGAUGCGGCGGCAUACAAUCAUCAACUGUCACAACAUCAAUCCUACACUGCUCAGGUUCAAGCUGCCAAUGCCGCGCGUCAUCAGCCAUUCUCUCCAGGGUACGAGGCCACAUCGACACAACCAUCACCGUAUGCCUCGCGAGUGGCUUCUCAGCAAUUCACCAGAUCGGAUCAGACACCUUCAUGGUCGAGCAUGCAGCCGCCGCCCCAGCCAGCCAUGAAUCAGCGGAUCGUAUCGUCUGGACUGCCGACAUCUGCAUCCCACUCGGCUCUGCGCACAAACGCGCCGAUGAUCGCUGCUCAAACGAACCCGCCUCCUAAUUCGUACUACCCGCCAUCCCGAAAUCGCGCCAACACGAUCAAUCAGAUGGAUGCGAUUCCCCCGGCUAUCGCUCGGUUGGCUCACUUUGGCGCACCUGAUCCUUCUGGAACACGUAACCUCACGCCAGUGCUCAAUCGAGACGAUGCGAUACGAGAGUGGGAGAGGCGUCAAGCUGGUCACAGUAGGACGAACAGUAUGGCCAAUGCGUCAUAUCCUCAACUCGAGUACCUUCAAGAACAAGCCGAGCUUGCUGCGAUGGGCGGAGCGGGUCAAGGAUGGAUGUUCCCCGGAGCCUAUACACAAGGAGGCAAUGGACACGGCGGCCACGCCCAUCGACCUAGUCAUUCGCAUUCGCACUCGAUUGGAGGGUCUCAAACGUAUCAGAUGCAGCCUGGGAUCGGGUUGCAGGCAUCGCCAGGCGGUGGGGCUCCGGGAAUGUUGGGAGACUACAGGAGAGAGUACGAGAGUCAACCGAGUUCAGCACCUUCAUCCUCUCGGUCAUACCUUCCUGCGUUUCCGCCCCCCGCAGCAGUGACAUCGAGCCCGCAUGCUGGAUUUGACGGGUUCGAUAAUCGCGAAAGCAAUAUGGCGAUGAUGUAUACUCCCCUACAGGCCGGACAAUAUCAGAGCGGGGUUACGGGAUACGGAGCUGGACACAGCGGGCAUAUGAGUCAUAGUGCUAGGUCGAGCUAUUCGGGGCCUUAUCACGGGACGCCAGGCAAGGCGCAAAAUAACAAUCCGUUCGCCUCGAAUCAUGGACCGAAUCCACCGCCUACGAGCCCGAGGUAUCAGAAACGAAGUGGAGGUGCUGGAGGUGGUGGUGGUGGAGGAGGAGGAGGAGGCUACGGAGCUUAA